UGAGUGUACCAAAUUCAAGACGGGUGACCCAAAUGCAAUUCUGCCUCAAAAAAAUUGGAUGACCGAAGUGCAUUUAAUUUCCACGUAUACAGAUUAACUAUAUCUCCCACGGCCACCUCUCUGCCAUUUGGUUUCUCCGACGGUCCGACUCAACAAAAAUACUAUGGCAACAGCGACGCUUUCAUCACCAUUUCGUCACCUCAUUCACGACUCGAAUCAUGUUGCUGUCAGGAGUCUUCCCAAGUAUCUCAAAACCGGUGGUGUUGCAGCGCAAGUCAAAAUUUAUUCUAGGACAAUAAUUACUUGCUCGAGUAGCUCUUCCAAGGUUGGUCAGAGAUCGUUAGUAAAGCCAGCGUCUGCUGUUGGCUCAGGUGCUGAUGCAGGUUUAGAGGCAUCAAUUACAGAUCCGAAGGAAAAUGCAGUAAGCAUUAAAAGUGCAGAGAUAGUUGUGGAGUCUGAAGAUGACGAUAAAAUACAAGUAAGAGUGGAUUUGUCGGGGGAGGAGACACAGGUGGUGUUCGAUAAGAUUUUGGCAAACUUAGCACGUACAGCACCACCAGUUCCUGGUUUUCGCAGACAAAAAGGAGGUAAUUAUUUGCACGAUUUUCAAUAGUGAGAACUUGACUGUGUUAGUCAAGCUCGUGGCUCUGCUUCUCCUUUUAUGGAAUACUUGAAGAUGCCACUUGUCUCUCUUUAUGGUUAGCAACUGGGAAAAUUCAUUUCAAGUUGAUAUAUUUAACCAGUAACUAUGUCAAUUAUUCAAUUAUUUUGUUAAAUCUUUUAUGUUCUUCUUUAGUUAGUAAUAAAAAUUAAACCAUCCUCGCUGGAGGACAUAUUUGGCAAAUAGGGUUGCUGACAAAUUACUAAGAAAAAUGCUGUCUAUGCAUUAGCUAAUCUAUUUUGCAGUACAAAACCUUUUGCUUUUAGAUGGCAAAAAAUAUCAGACAAAAAUAAAAUAAGAGAAGCUUAUCAUGAUCCUAUAAUGCUGUCAAAGUUUUUUCGUAGAAGCAAGCAAUGUGAGCGUGGUCAACAGAAAAUCGUCUAUUAUUUUGUCCUUAUGGUUGAACAUUUCUUUCUUUCAUAGGGGGUGAUUGAACUUGUAGAUGAGAAUUUUGAAAAUUUAAUGUGAAGGCUUUCUACCAGUUUUCAUCAUCAGAUUA
Messenger RNA from Olea europaea var. sylvestris, 1160 nucleotides. RefSeq lists its product as uncharacterized. The coding region runs from base 164 to 613 and encodes 149 amino acids. The transcript has 5 exons. Lineage: Eukaryota; Viridiplantae; Streptophyta; Magnoliopsida; Lamiales; Oleaceae. Gene Ontology annotation, biological process: 'de novo' cotranslational protein folding; protein transport; protein unfolding. Gene Ontology annotation, molecular function: protein folding chaperone; ribosome binding; peptidyl-prolyl cis-trans isomerase activity. The record is from RefSeq and is a predicted model, not a curated record.